This is a messenger RNA of Fusarium verticillioides 7600, 303 nucleotides long. RefSeq lists its product as hypothetical. The record is from RefSeq and is a predicted model, not a curated record. NCBI's taxonomy places the organism in Eukaryota, Fungi, Ascomycota, Sordariomycetes, Hypocreales, Nectriaceae. Bases 1 to 303 code for a protein of 100 amino acids. The transcript has 2 exons.
AUGAAGAUCACCGCCUCUCUUUUACUUCUUAUCCAUCUUGCCGCCGCUGGCCCCACAGUCAGCACUGCCGAGGGUCUCCCAGACCUCGCCACCUCCGGCGAAGACGGCUACAGCCUCUCCCACGGCGAGGCUCUCCAACUCGCUGCCAAAGUCUGCCCUGCCAAGUUCCCCCGGAAGUGCUCAAUCGGCAACUUCUGCUGCCGUACUAAGAAGUGUUGCAAGAAGGAAUGCUGCAAGAACACGGCAAGAUACUGCAGUGCCGAUUGGAAGGGUCUUGGAACCAACUCAAAGUCCGUGGUGUAG